Messenger RNA from Trichoderma aggressivum f. europaeum, 780 nucleotides. RefSeq lists its product as uncharacterized. The transcript is spliced from 4 exons. Gene Ontology annotation, cellular component: PCNA complex. Gene Ontology annotation, biological process: regulation of DNA replication; leading strand elongation; translesion synthesis. The record is from RefSeq and is a predicted model, not a curated record. Lineage: Eukaryota; Fungi; Ascomycota; Sordariomycetes; Hypocreales; Hypocreaceae. Gene Ontology annotation, molecular function: DNA binding; DNA polymerase processivity factor activity. The coding region runs from base 1 to 780 and encodes 259 amino acids.
AUGUUGGAGGCACGGUUGGAACAGGCUAGCAUCCUGAAGAAGGUGGUUGAUGCCAUCAAGGACCUCGUCCAAGACUGCAACUUUGACUGCAAUGACUCCGGCAUCGCGCUGCAGGCCAUGGACAACUCGCACGUCGCCCUCGUGUCGAUGAUGCUCAAGGCCGAGGGCUUCUCGCCAUACCGAUGCGACCGCAACAUUGCUCUUGGUGUCAACCUGACGUCUCUCACAAAGGUGCUACGGGCCGCCCAGAACGAUGAUAUCUUGACGAUCAAGGCCGAGGACGCUCCCGAUGUCAUGAACCUGCUGUUCGAGAGCAGCGGAGAGGACCGCAUCAGCGAGUACGACCUCAAGCUCAUGGACAUUGACCAGGAGCACCUGGGCAUUCCUGAGACCGAGUAUGCGGCCACGAUUACCAUGCCUUCGGCCGAGUUCCGGAGAAUCUGCACAGAUCUGGCAGCCAUGUCAGAGUCAGUUGGUAUUGAGGCUUCCAAGGAUGGUGUCAAAUUCUCCUGCAACGGUGACAUUGGUAAUGGCUCCGUCACUCUGAGAAGCCACACCUCCGUCGAAAAGCCCGAGAGCAAUGUCGACAUUGAGUUGACAGAGCCCGUGUCCCUGACCUUUUCCCUCAAGUACCUGGUCAACUUCUGCAAGGCUGCUGUCCUGUCCACCCAGGUCAAGAUCUGCCUCUCCAGCGAGGUGCCGCUCUUGGUCGAGUACAACCUCUCCGGCAGCAGCUACCUGCGCUUCUACCUCGCACCAAAGAUUGGUGACGACGAGUAA